Camelina sativa (false flax) is the source of this 1649-nucleotide messenger RNA. The record is from RefSeq and is a predicted model, not a curated record. Lineage: Eukaryota; Viridiplantae; Streptophyta; Magnoliopsida; Brassicales; Brassicaceae.
AUGUAUUAAUGUGAGGCACCUGGUGCGAACUUUUAGACGUACGCGGAAAGCAAGGACGAAGAAAGAACAGUUGGAUCUUUCCAUAUACCACCGUGUGUUGUAAACUUUUAUAUUAACACCAUAACCAACCAAGUCACUAGGAAAAAAAGAAUAAGCAGAGGAGCUAAAACGACGUCGUCGAGGGAGAUUCUUGCCAUGGCCUCGCAUAGUCUCUCCUUCUUCUUCAGAGUUCUUCUCCUCCUCUUUCUUACUACUCUCUCAGAGAGAAUUAAGGGGCAAGGUGUGGGAAUCAAUUAUGGCCAAAUCGCUAACAACCUCCCAUCUCCGGCGAGAGUCGCCGUACUCCUCCGGUCACUUAACAUUACAAGAGUAAAACUCUACGACGCAGAUCCAAACGUCCUCUUCUCCUUCUCGAACUCACAAGUCGACUUCAUGAUCGGUUUAGGCAACGAGUAUCUUCAAAACAUGUCAACAGAUCCAACCAAAGCUCAAGCUUGGCUACAACAAAGACUCGAACCACACAUCUCCAAAACACGAAUCACCUCAAUCGUUGUCGGAAACGAAAUCUUCAAAACCAACGAUCAUGUCCUCAUCGGGAACUUACUACCGGCUAUGAAAUCGGUUUACACUGCUUUAACCAAUCUCGGUUUAGAGAAACAAGUAGCCGUAACGUCAGCUCAUUCUCUAGACAUUCUUCAAACAUCUUACCCUCCUUCCUCAGGAUCAUUCAAAGAAGAGUUCAUACAAUAUCUUGAACCACUUCUUGAUUUCCAUUCUCAGAUCAAAUCACCUUUCUUGAUUAACGCUUACCCUUUCUUUGCUUAUAAAGAUAGUCCUAAAGAGGUUCCAUUAGAGUAUGUUCUGUUCGAACCUAAUCCAGGUAUGGUUGAUCCAAACACUAAUCUUCAUUAUGAUAACAUGUUGUUUGCUCAAGUUGAUGCGCUCUACUCCGCCAUUAAGACUUUGGGACAUACCGAUGUCGAGGUUCGGAUAUCGGAGACCGGUUGGCCUUCGAAAGGAGAUGAGAACGAGAUCGGGGCUUCGCCGGAGAACGCGGCGUUGUAUAAUGGCAACUUGUUGAAGUUAAUACAGCAGAGGAAAGGAACUCCGGCGAAGCAAUCUGUUCCUAUUGAUGUUUAUGUCUUUGCUCUGUUCAAUGAGAAUCUUAAACCGGGUCCGGUUUCUGAGAGGAAUUAUGGACUUUUUUACCCGGAUGGUAAACCGGUUUACAAUGUCGGUAUGCAGGGUUAUUUACCUGAUAUUAUCUACACUUCAAAGGCAACUACAACCAAGGUAAACUCCUGUUUUUUCCUUUUUAAUAUUAGCAUUUCUAGUUAUUUUUAGAUCUUUAUUUUUUGGUUUUGAAAUUCAGAUUUACAGUAUCUAAAUUAUUUUCCUCACUCUGAUUGAUUUUUUCCUAAAAUUAAUUCGACAUUGUUUUGGCGAAAAGGUUUGUUUUCAAAAUCCAGCUUCACCUAUUUUCCAUUUUUUAGUUAUUAAUUUAAAAAUCCAGCUUCAAAAUACAUAAUUUUAAAAAAAAUCUUCUAAAAAUAGGACAGUACAUAUAUGUUUAACCUUUUUAUUUGCCAAAAAAAGGAGUAAUAGACAUUUAUAAUUUUGGUCAUAGUCAAAGUGAGAUUACGUUGAUA